AUGCAGGAGCGCCGGAAGCUUGGGGCCCUGCACUGCUUCUCCGUGCACCGCGUGGCGAAGCUGGCCGCCCAAAGAAUGGCGGAGCUGGAGGGUCAAUUGGUGGCACGUGGCCGAGCACGAGAGGAGUCCUUGCACGGCAUGGUCACCCACACCCAGCGCGCCUGGUCCACGCACCUGCUGCUGCGCUCUGCACGCGCUCCACUUCGCCCCGCCUUCCGCGGCUGGGCGGAGGCACGCGCCUCCGCCGCCUGGGAGGCGGCACGGCGGCGGCGCAGCUUGGAGCUGCUCGCCCGCGACGCCAAACAGGAGCUGCUUCGGUGCCUCCUGCUCUGGCACUGGGUUCAGGAGCGCAGCCACGCGCGUCGGCAGCUCUCGGCACGGCUGAGUGGCGCCUUUGAGCGGCGAAGUUGGCGCCAGAAGCAGGUGCUGUGCCAGCUCCUCGCAGCUUGGCGGCGGCGACUCUGCCAUCGUGGGUGGGUUUCGGUCCUUGGGCGGGCAAGGCCGCUCAACCAGGCCUGGUUUUGGGCCUGGCGCCUGGCGUCCCGGCGUGCCGCGCGGCGGCAAGCUGGCGGCCUGCUGGCUUUUCAGCGCCACAGCUUACGCGGCGCCUGGCUGACCUGGCGCUGGCGCAUCCAAUUGGCGCGGUCCGUGCGCCACUUGGCCCGCGGCCUCCCGCGCGAGGCGAGCGCCGCGAGCUUCUUGCUGGCCUGGCGAAUGGAUGCGAGGUCUACCGCUCGGCUUCGGCACUGGCAAAGCACUUCCCGAUACCUUGCGGAGGGGCGCGAGGAGUGUCGACGCCGGGGGGUGCUGCUGGCCUGCAUUGCCGCGUGGCGCCUUCGCCUGGCCCAACAUCUCCGCCAGGUGGAGCUGCAGCGCGCGAACGCUUCGCGGGUGCUAAGCGCCUGGCAUGCAGCCGCACAGUCCCGCCGCCUUGCCCGGGAGCGCACUGCUGAGCGAGAGAUCCUUGUUGCCCAGCUCGGGCGGCUUUCUGCCCACCGGCGUCGCUGGGCGCGCCGGGCGCUGAGCUGCUGGCGCUCAGCGGCCCAGCGGUUUCGCGCAGCGACCGCCCGCCGCCGCUCACGUCUCCUGCGGUGCGCCUUCCACGCGCUGCGAGGGGUGCACGCCCUGGGCCUUUGGGCACGCGAGCGCGAGACCGCGCGGAAGCAGUACCUGUCUCGCCUCAGCUCAGCUCGCUUCCAGCACGCGGCCGCUCUCUUCCACGCCUGGCACCUCAGAAGCCUGCGCCGGCGUGUCCUGCGCCUGCCGCACGGCUUCCAGCGCCAGGGUCUCACCACUGCGGUGCUGACAUGCUGGCGCAGCCACACCAGGCUUCGGCACAGCGCUGCGAGGCGCCCCUUCCCCCGCGACUUCGCCGCGCUGGUGCUGCGCCUCUGGCGCCGCACCGCCGGCCGGCUCGCGCGGCGGCUUGAGGCCUCGGCGCCGCGCCAAGCCCCCUUCUUGUUGGAGCUCAUGGUGCGAUGGGCGGCGGAGGCUCGGCGAUCUUCCCACCUCCGCCGUGGCCUCUCCUGGGCAGCGGCCGCGUGGCGUUCCAGGGCUUUGUGGCGGGCAUGGGAAAGUUGGAGCCGGCAGCCUUUGGUGCGACGGCAGCGUGACGCCCUGACCCGGGCACGGCGCUGGAUGGUGGAGACGGUUUCUGCUCGCAACUCGCAAUGCCUCCUUCGAGCGCUUCUGGGCAUGCAACAGUACGCGCAGCGUAAACGUCAGGCACGCAGCUUGCAAAGCUUCAGCCGCCCACGCGGGUAUAGCUGGCUGCUGUCUAGCGCCUGGCAUGCCUGGCUGCGCUGCACCCAGAAGGGCGCCAUCUCGCGCCGCGCGGGGCUGAGGGCGGUUCGCCUCGCGGCGCUGGCGGCGGUCUGCCGCGCCUGGCGCGGCGCCGUGGCGGAGGCCCGGCGCAGCGGCCUGGACGCGCGCAGCGAGGAGCUGGCCGAAAGGCUCCAAUCUGUGGAGCUACUUCACGUGAAGUUCCGCACUUGGCUGGACAGCAGCCUCCGAGAGCAGCUGCAACACAGGGAGCGGCACGCUUGCCGGCAAUCCUUGCGGAGCGCGCUGCUGGCGUGGCAGGGCCUGGCGCAGGCACAAAGGCGGUCAACCUGCUUGCAGAAACUCCUGGACCGACAGCUCGGCAAAUCCGCAUGGACCGCGAUCUUCUUGUGGCGCUUGGCGGUCGUCCAGUCCAGAAGAGUGCGUACCUCAUUGACACUGGCUUCCUUGCAACGCUUGAGAUCAACGCUGCUUGCUUGGCGUGAUCUUUUGCGAGCACGAAGGUGCACCGCGUGCUUGCAGACACUGUUGGACAAAGAGUUCUGCAGAUCUCUGGGCACCAUGCUGUUCCUUUGGCAUUCCGUGGCUCGGCGCAAGCGCUCCGGCGCCGCAUCCGCGGCGUUGGCAUCGCUGCAGCUCGACGCAAGCGCCGGGGCCAAAUGCUGCGUGCGGCCCUUCUGGCUUGGCGUCUGGGUUGCCGCCGAGGCCAGCGGCUUGCGCUGGAGCAAGUUCUUCGACAGCCGCUUGCCUCCAGUGUGCGUGUGGGUCCAUGGCAUCCUGGGCGUUGGUGGCAUGGCGCGCCUGGCAGGUGCUGUGGCGCCGGGGCCGGCGGUUAGGCCAUGGUUCCCAGGCGGGGACAAGCGUCGCUCCGACUUGGCACAUCCGAAGUUGCAGGAACCUGGGGUUCAGAUCCAAGCCAAACUGGGCAAACGAUUUCCGGCCGGAACCCGCCGGAACACGGGUGUCGACCUCAUGGACUUCGAGCUCUGCAUCACGGGUCUGGAUGGCUCCGAGCUCCGCGUAGAGUGCCGGGAGGACAUGCUGGGCCGGGAGCUGCUUCGCAUAGUGAGGGACCACCUGCCGCUGAAGCCGGGCUGCUGUGUCCAGCUGGGCGUCGGGGGUGCCAAGGUCCUGGCCAACAAGACGCUGGGGGCCCAGAACCUUCGAAGCGACACCCUGGUCACCUACGCCUACGCCCGCGUCAGCGUCAAGGAGGCCUUGCAGGGACUACAAGGAGAGGUCGAUGCUGAGGAGGCCCUGUACGGAGUCACGCACUUGUCGUUGGGCCCGUUUUCGGAGCACAUCUUGCAGGGGGUGACUCUGCCAAGCAGCUUGCAGAGUCUGGUCUUGGGCGAGGACUUCAAUGGGCGACUGCAAGGAGUCGCUUUUCCAAGGGACCUGCACAGCUUGACGUUCGGCAGCCGCUUCAACCGCGGCUUGGAAGGAGUCGCACUGGGCAGCCUAGCAUCUCUGACUUUGGGCAAGGACUUCAACCAAAGUUUGCUCGGAGUGUUGCCAGACAGCCUGCAGGACCUGACUCUUGGGGAUGGCUUUAACCAAAGCCUGGAUGGAGUGCAGCUGCCAAGCCUGCAGAGCCUAACUUUUGGACAGGAGUUCAAUCAGCCUUUGCCUGAGCUGCCGAAUACCUUGGUGAGUCUGACUUUCGGCUGGGCCUUUGACCGAAGCUUGGAGGGAGUGUCAUUGCCAAGCAGCCUGCAGCGUUUGACCUUUGGUAUAGGAUUCAACCAAUUCCUCCAGAAUGUCGCAUUUCCAAGUGGCUUGCAAGAACUGACUCUUGGGUAUGAAUUCAACCAACCCUUGAAGCGUGUUUCUUUGCCAGACAGCCUUCAGCGCCUGGUUUUCGGCAACAACUUUAACCAGACAUUGCAGGGCGUGAGGCUUCCGAUCAGUUUACAAGAGCUAACCUUCGGCUAUAAUUUCAAUCAGAGUUUGCAGGGUGUGACUCUGCCUGACUUCCUGCAGAACCUGACGUUCGGCUACAACUUCAACCAGACGUUGGAGGGAAUGAUGCUGCCAACUAGCCUGCAAAGCCUGACUUUCGGAAAGGAGUUCAAUCAACACUUGCUGGGAGUCACUUUCCCAAGCAGCCUCUCGAGCCUGACCUUCAGCAGCGCAUUCCAAGACAUCAUGCACGGAGUGCAGCUUCCAAGGAGUUUGCAGAGCCUAGCUUUCGACAGGAGCUUCAAUCAGCGCUUGGAGGGAGAUUUGCUUCUGAAUGCCAGCUUGCAACAUUUGACUUUUGGCUGGAGUUUCAAUCAAAGCUUGCAUAGACUGACGCUCCCAGAAAGCCUGCAGACGCUUACUUUUGAUUGGAGCUUCAACCAUGGCCUGCACGGGGUAAGAUUUCCCAGUGGGUUGCAAAGCCUGAUUUUCGGGCGCCAGUUCAACCAACCCUUGCAGGGAGUCACGCUGCCAGACAAUUUGAAGAGCCUCACUUUUGGGGAUUCCUUCAACAUCAGGAUGCACGGAGUCACGCUGCCAAGCGGCCUUCAGAGUUUGACCUUUGGCCGGCAGUUCAAUCAGUCCUUGCAGGAGGUCGUUUUGCCAAGCAGCUUGGAAUGCCUGACGUUCGGCCAGAACUUCAACCAAGGCCUGGAGGGAGUGAGGCUGCCAAGCUUGCGAAGCUUGACCUUUGGCGAGCAGUUCAACCAAAGUCUUCGAGCAAUCAAUUGGCCAAGCACCUUGCAGAGCCUGACUUUUGAGCUUUGCUUCAGGCAAAGCCUGCACGGAGUUGUGCUGCCAAGCAGUCUGCAGAACCUGACUUUGGGUAUCAACUUCACCCAACCCUGGCAGGAAAUCACCCUGCACAGCAACUUGCACCGGCUUAGUGCCAGAGGUUGCGUCGUAGGAUGUGAUGCUUAAAAACUGUCAGGCUCGACCCGGCUGGUGAAGGUGCGUGCUCAAUGGCCGGCUGAGCGAACUCGGCCGGCAUGUUGCAUUUUGUUUCCAAGCGCACUGCUUUACGAAAAUCUGAGGUGUAAAACACAUCUAUGCCCUUGCGAUGCCU
Effrenium voratum is the source of this 4810-nucleotide messenger RNA. Lineage: Eukaryota; Dinophyceae; Suessiales; Symbiodiniaceae. The record is from the annotation of a GenBank genome assembly.